Messenger RNA from Paramisgurnus dabryanus, 3826 nucleotides. It is a transcript of the gene adnp2b, whose product is annotated as ADNP homeobox 2b. Gene Ontology annotation, cellular component: nucleus. The record is from RefSeq and is a predicted model, not a curated record. NCBI's taxonomy places the organism in Eukaryota, Metazoa, Chordata, Actinopteri, Cypriniformes, Cobitidae. Gene Ontology annotation, biological process: regulation of gene expression.
GGAACAUUAGCUACUGCGUUCAAAAUGUAAUAGGCUCGGUAUGACGGCGUGGUGAGCAGGAAGUACAACGUUGCUCAUUGCACGAUAGAAAUUAGUUUAUGUGACAUCACUGGAUUAUUUAGAAACGGGCUGUUUGCAACGAUGUAAAAUCAUAUUUCGUUGUAGGGCGCUUUACAGAUUGCAAAUUGUAGAAUACGCACAGAUUUAAAUCGAUCACAUUUGGUGUGGUUUAAGUGAUGCUUAUAAAUAAAUUGCUUAUUCGAUUGUGCAAAAUUAGAUAUGCGUUCGCGCAGAUGUAAGUUAUGCGAUGCACAUGGGAACUUAUGCAUGGAUGAAGCUUUGUAUUUGGUCGUUGGAUGGCGGGAUGAGACGUAACGUUACCAUAUAUCUGUCAUACAUACAGUCAAGCACUUCAUUGUCCUUUUCCCAGAACUCAUUUGCAGAUGUCUUUUCAGCUUGCCCUUCAGAUUAUCAUCGUGUUUUGGUUUGCGGAGCCAUGUACCAGUUUCCAGUCAGAGGGUUGGAGAAGAUCCGUAGAACGAGAAGAAAAGUGAAAAAUAUUCUUGGAGAAUUUGGACUAGAAGAAUGUCUCAGUUUAGGCCAGGACCUCCAGGAAUUUUACCCAGGAGACAGUAUUUUUGAUGCCACAGACUGGAACAGUUUAUCUGAUGGAUUUGAUGGCCGGUGGAAAAAGAAGUGGGAUUAUCGCACCCAAGGACUAUGCUGCAGCUUGUGUCAGUUCUCUACCAGGUCCUGGCAUACUUAUAAAGUCCAUAUUCAGCGUUACCAUGAUGAAGAAGAGCGUCUGUGCAGGCUUUCAUCCUGUAAUUCCUGUCCAUUUAUAGCCCACCCCAGAGUUGUGUCCAAGCACCUCAGAUUGUUCCACAUUGAAGAGCCAAUAUUAGAACCGUCUGAGGUCCCCCAGUUCCCUCCAAAAGCUGUGAAUGGAUGUGUAUUCCAGUGUCGAAGAUGUCACAUGCAGGAUACCCUUUUGUACAGCGUGAAGAAGCAUGUUCUCCUUUACCAUUACUCGUCCACCUUGAAUAAAUAUGCAGGACAGAGAUCGGAGAGGGAACUCAUAGCCCUAGGAGACAUGUCUCAGAAAUACUACUGCAAAAGAUGUAUGGUGUCGGCUGAAACGUCGGAACACUUAAUUUAUCAUCUUUUAACUUCAGCGAAGCACAGGGAACUUGAUGUGCACAUCAGAUCUCUAAUACUCGAAACUGAAAGCAAAAAACAGUAUCCUGCUCUCGCACCAAAAACCCAAGGACCUCCUGCUGUCUUAAUGAUGAACGAUCAGCCAGGAGUGACCGCUACACUUGCUGCUGGUGGGAUUAAAGCGAUGGAAAAUGGCGGCUCUGCGGUCCUCGCUUCCUCUGGAACCAACCAAGCAUUUCUACCCACCCAAGCAUCUGCCCUAGUUCAGCUUGCGAGUGCUGAGGCGAAGGGCUUACUGAGGCCUGGAGUACCGAUGGCUUUUCAGAACACCCAAAUGGUGAGACCUGUAUCUGCUGGGCCUCCUGUGCCGAGUGGGAUUCCUUCCCAACAGAUGUCUGUUAAUUUUGGUGUCCCUAAUCAACCUCGUCAAAUCCUCCUUCCACCAGGUGUUCGCCUUAAUGUGCCAGCUGUUAGGCCAUCAGCACCUCAAUCCUUAAUUGUUACUCCAAGAUUCCCAGUAAAUCAACCCACCCCUGGAGGCACCAUGCUAACUUCUCAGUCCCUUUUGAGUCAUUUGGUCCCCACUGGCAACAAAGUCGAUGGCUUGCCCACCUACACUUUUGCACCUUUGCAGGUCUUAUCGGUCCAGGGAAAUAACGUGCAAGGAGUCAACAAACCACCAUUGCCCGUGUCCCAGAACAACCUACCUAUUCAGCAAAGCAAGCCAAACCCUGCUUUGCCGAUCCCCAAGCAAACCAAGAAAUGGAUCACGUGUCCAAUUUGUAAUGAACUUUUCCCGUCUGAUAUCUACGAGUCCCACCCGGAGGUUCACAAAGACUAUUCGAAAAUGCCCAAGCUUGGUCUGGCUGCCCGUGCUCCAUUUUUGAAAAAGAUGCCAGAUAAGACCGUGCAAUGCCUGACGUGUAAGAUCUUGAUAUCGGAAAGGGGCGUUUUUGAGCAUCUCCUCCAUGGCAUGAACUGCUUAUUUUGUACAGGGCUGUUUUACUCCAUCAAGCAGCUCGUCGACCAUAUGCAGUAUGAUCAUAAUAUGACCGAGAAGAGCAAUUGUGACUUCAUGAGGCGAGAAUACCGCCUUUACACCGAUGAAUCAGGGAAUCUACUUUUUCCCUAUUUCGACAUCAGGACCACAGCUCCUAAGUUAAUAAUGGGUGAACGAGAGCUCAAUCUCGCACUGGUCACCAGCUCCCUCGAUCUGAUCUUUCUGAAGAUGUUGCCCAACAAUCCUCAGGCUAUUUGCAAGAUCCCCACACCAAAUCCUGAUAACACAGAGUGCCCCUUUUGCACCGAGAAGCUUCCAAACAAAGAGUUGUAUCACAUGCAUCUCAAAGAAAAGCACUUCAUUGUGCCUACACUGCACGCUAUACUUAAAACCCCAUCGUACAGAUGCCUUUACUGUGGAGGUGUGUACACUGGAAAGACCACCACCAAGGCCAUCAUUGUCCAUUUAGCUAAAUGUCGCAGUGCACCCAAGGGUCUAAAAGAGGCUGAUAAAAUGAGUUCUGGAUUAGCUGUUACUCCUAGACCAAACAGAGCAAUAAUCUCAUACCCGACCCAUCCGAAACAGGUCAGCGGUCCGACCCCAGCUUCAGUCCAGCCUUCCGUUCCUGCCAUACAGCCACCAGAAACCGAAGCAGAGAUACAAAGCAAGUUGCGUCUGGAAAUCGCUUUCAAAGAAGCCAUGGAGGCAAACAGGAGAGAGCGAGAAGAAAGGUUGGCAAAGAAAAAGCAGCUGGAGAAAGAAAGAUUGGCUGCUCUUACUGUCCCCUCACCUGAGGUUAUUAUUGAUCCCUCCGUGAAGUUUGCAUUGGAUCCCUCCGGAAUGGAGUUGCGCUCCUUUGAAGAGCGACGUGAUUUUGUCAAUCGAUAUUUCAAUGUGCAGCCCUACCCGCUCAAGAAGGAGGUGGGUGCCCUGAGUAGCCGUUUACUGCUCAACAAAGGAGACGUAUCUUGCCAGUUCAGCAAGCACCGAACCAAAUGUAUGAAGACCUUACAGAAAAACAAGGCUGCGGUACUUUUAGGCUUUAAUAUGGCAGAACUGCUGAAAGUGAAUCACAAUCUUCUUAUCCCAGAGGUUGAGCCUGAGAAGGUGGCUAUCUCGACAGAAGCAGCAGAAACGGAGAUGGAGCAAGACUAGCUUCCCAACAGCCUAAACUUUUAGUUUGCAAAAUAUAAAUUCACACUAAAUCCAGUGUUAAAGAACUGUUAAACGAGUUAAAACUUGAGAGAAUGAAACAAGCAGAAGUAAUACUUGUUUUGGUUUGGCUGCUGUUAAGUAACGUGUGCGUAUGAAUACUUUUGUUUUACGUUUGUUUUAGCUCUUCAUAUUAAAACGUUUAAAAUAUGUUCUUUACUUUUCAGUUAGCCCUUACUUAGUGUUUAUUAACUUACAGAAGAAACUUGAUUUUGUAGCCUAGUUAUAGUUCUAGGGUUAAAAACUUUAAUGUUUGUGCAGUUACAACUUUUCUUGUUGCCAAAACAUCUGAACUUUUUUUGGACAUUUUCUUUAUAGUUUUUGGAAGCAUUUAGGGAAGUAACUCAUUUUCUUUUUAUGUUAGACCAUGUAUCUCUCUAUAGUAAUCUCUUCCAUGUAUUGUCAAAUAUUUUCUGUUCUGCCUUAUUCUUUUAUAAAUAUGAUAUUUAAAUAAUA